This is a messenger RNA of Spirometra erinaceieuropaei, 423 nucleotides long. Lineage: Eukaryota; Metazoa; Platyhelminthes; Cestoda; Diphyllobothriidea; Diphyllobothriidae. The record is from the annotation of a GenBank genome assembly.
AUGAGCAAGUCCAUGGCGUAUGCACUCUCAGUCAUCCCUCAACCUGGUUCCGACGAAGGCGCAGCCGUCACCACAGCCGUUCCAUCUACUAGUCCGGCGGACGAGAAAACGUACAGUCGCCGCGGCGUAAACAUGUUUGCCAUCCUUGGACGACAGCUAGGGUCAAUGAAAGUACGGACGACGACCACCAACGUCUCAACGCCGCCACCCGAUGUCGAUCGUGUACUUUACGUCACCCUCCCUCCCCUCGUCCGCCACAGGGCCUGUGUGCAGGCGCUGGUGACCACUAAAGCUGCUCCACCACCUCCCUCCUUCAUCCGGCGAGAAGACGCUCUAGGACUCCCUCCCCGCCCCUCCCUCCCUGCCGCCCUGACUUCAUAUGUAAAAAAAACCAGUCUUGACAUGACCGUCACUUACUUAUAA